AACUUGAGGUCCUAACAUGAUCCCUUCCCCGAGUGCACGGCGCAAGCUCUGAAUGAUGUUGUGAGCUUUGUUGCGAAAUAACUGGGACAAAUAUAGUACGUGUUUUCGUGAAUUAUUCGUUUUGUGGCACAAGAAAAGAUGCCGACCAUAAAAUUACAAAGUUCAGAUGGGGAGUUGUUUGAAGUUGAUGUGGAAAUAGCCAAGCAGUCAGUAACUAUUAAGACCAUGCUGGAAGAUUUGGGCAUGGACGACGAAGGAGAUGACGACCCAGUGCCUUUACCUAAUGUGAAUGCAGCCAUACUCAAAAAGGUGAUCCAGUGGUGCACCCAUCACAAAGAUGACCCCCCUCCCCCAGAGGAUGACGAGAACAAGGAGAAGAGGACAGACGACAUCCCCGUGUGGGACCAGGAGUUCCUCAAGGUGGACCAGGGAACCCUCUUUGAACUCAUCCUGGCUGCAAACUACCUGGACAUCAAAGGCUUGUUAGAUGUCACCUGCAAGACGGUUGCCAACAUGAUCAAAGGCAAGACCCCCGAGGAGAUCCGCAAGACGUUCAAUAUCAAAAACGAUUUCACAGAGGAAGAGGAGGCACAGGUGCGUAAGGAGAACCAGUGGUGUGAAGAGAAGUGAAGGGCCUCCUUGGCGGCCCCCCUAUGUGUGAGGCCCCCUGGUCCACAGAUGCACUGCACUGUUGAUAUUUAUGGGUAGCUGUCAUGAUUGGACGGUAAAGAGUGGCUGACUCCUCCCCUUCAAACGUCCAUCCGCCGUGUAGGCACAGCAUGCUCACUGAUGUUUGACAUGUCAGUUAGGUCAUGUUCAAAUUAAAUGAAACUCAACGGUUGGCUUAUUUACUGUUCUUAGGUAUAAGCUCUGGCAGCCACUCUUGCCACCACCCAUCAUGUUAUGUGUUUGCCAUGAAAUGGUAGGACGACUUGAUGCAAUGUAUUCUUUUUUAUUAUUUGUAUUAACAUUGUUUACUGAUUUCUAGCAAGUGUAUCAGAGAGAUGUUUUUUUCCUGGGGUGGGGAUGAGGGGUCUACAGGUUGGUUAAUAGGUUUAACAUAUUUUAAAGCUCCUCUCUGAACUGGAAGAGAAUGUUUGUUGGUCUUUCAGUAAGGGUUUUUAUGUAGGGUUGGGUGUGCCUUUUGGCCUUGUAACAGACCAGUAUCAUGAAUUGAAGGAAUAAAGUGAAAUGCAGAAAUGUUUUGA
This is a messenger RNA of Engraulis encrasicolus (European anchovy), 1208 nucleotides long. It is a transcript of the gene skp1, whose product is annotated as S-phase kinase-associated protein 1. The transcript has 6 exons. Gene Ontology annotation, cellular component: nucleus; cytoplasm. Gene Ontology annotation, molecular function: cullin family protein binding. The record is from RefSeq and is a predicted model, not a curated record. NCBI's taxonomy places the organism in Eukaryota, Metazoa, Chordata, Actinopteri, Clupeiformes, Engraulidae. The coding region runs from base 139 to 630 and encodes 163 amino acids. Gene Ontology annotation, biological process: SCF-dependent proteasomal ubiquitin-dependent protein catabolic process.